Molecule: messenger RNA, 370 nt
Organism: Hymenoscyphus albidus
Lineage: Eukaryota; Fungi; Ascomycota; Leotiomycetes; Helotiales; Helotiaceae
Source: the annotation of a GenBank genome assembly
AUGCCCCUCACCUGCUGCAGUACCCCAUAUCCCCCAAGCCUCGCACUCGCACACCCCAUCGCCGUCCUCCAAACCCCCAUUCCCUUCCCAAACACCGAGGUUCGAUUCGUCAGCGCAGAGAAGGAGCGCAUCGUAUUCUUCGCCGAGUCCCGGAAAGCAAGCGUGUGUAUCGAGGAGGGGAAUAGAAGGGAGCGUGUUGCGCGGAGCAAGGCUGAGGAGGGGAUCGAAGGUCGCAUUAUUGGUGUAUCGGUAUUUUGCAGAGUUUGGAUAGAGUAAGGGAGGACGAUUGAGUGGUUUGGACCCUGGUGGGGAAUGUGAGCGUUGUGGUUUGAAUGAUGAUGGGUUGCAGGUCAAAUUUGGUGGUGACUAG